GUGUAGAAUUCCCUCCUUUUAGGAAUAAGAGGUGGUUACUUAAAAUCAACGGCCCAUAGUCGAUGGCAUUUGGGCGGGAAAAGCAGCUUGUAGAAUUCCCUCCUUUUAGGAAUAAGAGGAUAAGCAUUUGUUUUUUUUUAAUAAAAAAAAUUUAUGUGAGAAAUACGGAGUAUUGAUAAACGAAGCAGUCCGUAUUCCAUCAAAUACGAGUAUUAUUACUCUUUGUUGAUAGAUAUAGAAAGGGGACGUCGGGCUAGGGUUUCGGUGCGGUUGAAUUCAAGUGGGAAAUACAUCAAAAGGAUGAAGGUGGAGAGGGAUGAAGAUCCGUUAGCUGAAUCGGACUUGAAAUCAAAGUCCAGUUCCAAGCGUCGCCGCCGCCGAUCGACGUCUUACAAAGCUUUACCAGAUCGGACGCUGAAGCUGUUACGAAAGAAGGUAUCCUUUCCAAACAUAUCCAAGCGUCGACAAAAAUACAUCAAAGCUUCUAUCUUGGUCUCCUGCUUUGGGGAUACUUACGACCUCCGUGACCCACAUGCCCUAAGUAAGGAAGGUAAGAUCGGCUCAUAUUUUGAUAAGGAAUGCCCCAUUUAUUCCCAAUCCUUCCCACGCGUGCCCAGUAUCAAAGUAGGCAAACGGCUGAAUGUUUUAGAUUUGCUAGGGGAUAACCUCUUGAGUUUCACAAGUUAUGUGGGUUCGUGUGAUCCGAAUAAAGGUGUGGAUAUGGGGUUUAAACCAGGCUUGGGUAGUCAUGAUGAUGUUCAUUCCGUAUUGAGAAGUUGUGUUAAUGCUGAUCAAGAAUGUGUUUUGGCAUCUACCUCAAGCAAGACAACAGGCAAUGAGAAUGUUAACAUUGAGAGCACCCUAAACCUGAAGGGUAAAUACAUCAUGAUUUGUUGUGUGUUUGUGCCUUCGAUAUGGAGUUCAGCCGAUGGACCCGUGGUUUAUCACACAGCUCUAGCUUCUCACGAGCUUGCUAAAAGAGACGAUUUUGUGCUGGUGGUGGUGCCAAUGAUGAGGAAGGGUUUCACUCAUUCUAUCAAAACAUAUCUGCACUUCUUGUCGGGAUUUUCCUGCCUUGCUGUCCCUUUCCAUGACUCUCCUCGGAGAGAGUACAUUUGCUCAGCACUCGGUUUUGAUGGUGAGACCAAAGUCGUGAUUCUAGAUCCAUCUCAGAAGGUGCUUUACCAUGGCCAGCCCAACAUGUUUCUUGAGUUUGGAGGAGCUGAAUGCGAUUGCUUCCCCUUUACUCCGGAGAGAAUGGAGAUUGGUUUAUGCCGUGAUUCUAAUCUGCAAGAGCUCUCCCUGAAUGAGCUUUUGGGCCUUAGGGACACUGAUGUUCUGUGCAAUAUCAAGAAGGAUGGUCGUAUCAGUGUUUCAGAACUUAAACAGAAGCUUGUGGGGAUUUACGUGUGCUUUGAUGGUACAAGUUUGAGGAGGCUUCAGGAGGUUCAGGAGGAAUGUAGGCGGCAAGAGUCUGGGCUGGAGAUUGUGGUGGUGUGCUGUCCCUUCCAUGUGCAGGUGCCACCAAAGUUGCACGAGGAGUUGAUCAUUGAAGCUCAUGCAAGUCUUAAGCUGCUAGGCUGGUGGUGUUUUCCCUUUGACAAUGUCGCAUGCCAUAGGCUACGGCGAAUGUGUAAAGUUGACAGUAAUGAGGAAGGUGUUUUCAUAGUAGAUCCUGUUGAAAAGCAUGUGGAUCCCUAUGGAUUACCAAUCAUCCGUGACUUCGGCAUGCACGGUUAUCCCUUCACCAGGAGGAGUUUGAUUGAGAAGGAAUUUCAAAGGAAAAUGGGACUGAGAUUGAACUCAUUACUACUUCCUUGGGAACAUGUUUAUACCACUAUUGAUUCCUGCACCUGGAUUGAUAUAUGUACAGAUAUGCUUACGAACAAGAUUGUUGUUUUGUAUCUGUACAAAGAGAAGGAGAAAUUCCUAGCUGAUAAAUUGAGUGCAUGGCAUAAAAAGGAUAUUAAGAGAAAGUUUUCAAGUGUUGUUGCGGUGGUUACUGUAAGCAUAGAUGGUAGCGGCGCUAGUGAUAAAGACUUUAUGAAGAAGGGGUUGUUGGUAUGCCUUGCAGACCCGACCAAGUCAGCCAAACUUUGUGCUGAUUUCUUCCACCCUCUCUGCGGGCCACACGAGACUCUUGUUUUUUUUGAUGAAGAUGGCCGGAUUACAUCCAUGAACGCUUCUCAAAUUUUGGAAUCACAAGGUCCUCCUUUCCUUGGCAACCUACGUGAAGAGAUUGGCCGGGAAUUUGAUAAUGCUGGGUUUCAUUACAUGCGGCAGCCACUUUGAUGACUGAUUAUGAAGGGUUUGCUUGUGAUUGAUUUUGGAUUUGAUGUCCAUGAUUUGUUUUUUUUUUUUUUUGUGUUUUAAUUUAGACUCCUUCAAGUUUAACGUUUAUAAGUUACUAAAUAGUAAAUACAGUCUCUCCCC
Messenger RNA from Cuscuta campestris, 2433 nucleotides. Lineage: Eukaryota; Viridiplantae; Streptophyta; Magnoliopsida; Solanales; Convolvulaceae. The record is from the annotation of a GenBank genome assembly.